GCUGAUUUCGUUGUGGUCGACACGAGAACAUGCCAUCCGCGUCAAGGAUGCAGCAAUCCGGAACUUUAUGAUCUUAUCGAUCCGGAAUUGGUUGGAAAACAUGCGUUGUGUGAAAUUCUACUCACUUCUGAAGUCAUCGACUACGCCGUCACCCCACGCCCUUGGAAACCGUACUUUGAGAUAGUUUAUGUGGAUCCAGAAUACGGACGUGUUAUACUCUACGUCCGUCCAUCAAUCGCAACCUGA
Messenger RNA from Echinostoma caproni, 246 nucleotides. The record is from the annotation of a GenBank genome assembly. NCBI's taxonomy places the organism in Eukaryota, Metazoa, Platyhelminthes, Trematoda, Plagiorchiida, Echinostomatidae.